Messenger RNA from Capsaspora owczarzaki ATCC 30864, 515 nucleotides. RefSeq lists its product as hypothetical. The record is from RefSeq and is a predicted model, not a curated record. The transcript has 2 exons. Lineage: Eukaryota; Filasterea; Ministeriida; Capsasporidae. Bases 120 to 401 code for a protein of 93 amino acids.
UUUUUUUCUUGGUGGCUUGAGCUCGAAACGGUCUCCGAUCCGCCACGACUCUCAUACCAGCAAACCACUCCUUACUUGAAUCGCAUUCGCUAGCUCAGAGGAGGAGGAGGAGGAGGAGGAUGCCGUCGCGCCAGUUCUACAAGCUCUUCCGUCUGACAGAGCAGGUGGCCGAGUCCGCCGCCGCCAUCCACGCGCCCGUCAUGCGCCAGGUCGUGGCCAACCGGUACUGGGUCAAGCCUUGCAAGAAAGAGUACGACUAUCGGCGGUUCCUCCGCGAGCGGCUGUUCGCCAAAGCACUCCAGGAGCGUGCCAACUUUUUGCUCUCUCAACACCCGCAGCCCUUCGCGGGCCAAACUCGCGGCCCAGGCAGCGGUCAAGGUCAAGGCGGAUCUGGCCGAUGAUUGAGUGAUUGGCGGGGGGGGGGGCAGCGAAGUUUGUUUGCUGCAAUCCCUUUCGCUUGUUCUGUGACUGUUUGUUUUUUUGUAUCACAUUCAUCGCAAGCAUUCAUGACGGGA